Mesorhabditis belari is the source of this 807-nucleotide messenger RNA. NCBI's taxonomy places the organism in Eukaryota, Metazoa, Nematoda, Chromadorea, Rhabditida, Rhabditidae. The record is from the annotation of a GenBank genome assembly.
AUGCUCGGUGCAGCCGUAUUCACCUCUUGUUUAGCCGCCAUUUCUUUGGCCCAAUUUGCGCCAGCACCGUUGUACAGUGCAUGUAGCCCAGCAGUGCCCUGCAUGGGCGGUCUUGCUUGUCAGGCGUCGGUCUGCGUGCCCGUUGCUGCGGCACCAGCUCUCCUCCCAGCCCCGGCUCCAGUUUACGCAGCCCCAGCUCCAGUUUACGCAGCUCCAGCUCCAGUUUACGCACCUCCAGCUCCAGUUUACGCUGCCCCGGCCCCGGUUGCCCCAGUGAUUGCCGCUCAACCACCAGCUUGUGCCCCAUCUUGCAUCGGAGGAGGAGCUUGUCUCGGCGGAGCUUGCCAGUGUGCUGCCCCAGUUGUCUAUUCCCCCGUUGUUGGGUGCGCUCCAGCACCAGUCCCAAUCGCUCCACUUCCAAUCGUUGCUGGACGUCUCAUUCCACAGGCUCUUCCUGGUGCGCCGUGCGAGCCAGGAGUUGAGUGCACGGGAGGAUCGGUGUGCUCUCUUGGAGUGUGCGUCUGCCCACCAGAGCUUGUCCAGGAGGGAACUGUCUGCGUUGCCCGCACCGUGUACGGAGUUGUUCCACCACCAGUCAUUCCAGUUCCAAUUGCGCCAGCCCCGGUCGCGAUGGUCCCCGUUGGAGCUCCAUGUGCCCCAAUGGCUGCUGCACCAAUGCCUCCACCAGCUUGCGUGCCUGGAGCCGUCUGUGGACCUGCCGGAGUCUGUGCUUGCGGAGCUGCCUACACCCCAGUUCAAGGAGCCUGUGUUCGCAGAAGACACGCCAAGCAGGCCGAGAAGGACGAA